Eruca vesicaria subsp. sativa (arugula) is the source of this 1399-nucleotide messenger RNA. NCBI's taxonomy places the organism in Eukaryota, Viridiplantae, Streptophyta, Magnoliopsida, Brassicales, Brassicaceae. The record is from the annotation of a GenBank genome assembly.
AGGGUUUCAAACUUCCUUCAGAAACUAGUUACCGUCUCGAUCCCUACGAGUUUAUCGCCGUCUAGCCGAAAAAAUGGGUUUCUGGGGACUUGAAGUGAAACCUGGGAAACCUCAAGCUUACCAUCCCAAAAACGAACAAGGGAAGCUUCACCUGACUCAGGCAACUCUAGGUUCGGGUUUAGGGAAAGAGAAGAGUGUGAUGAAGUGUUCGGUAGCAGGAAACACACCCAUUUACUUGUGUUCACUGUUACCUAACAAAACUGAAUCUUGCCCUCUGAAUCUUGAGUUUGAAGAUGAUGACGAGACUGUUGAGUUCUCGGUUACUGGUGACAGAAGUGUCCACCUUACUGGGUUCUUGGAGGCUUAUGAUGAAGAGUAUGAGCAAGACGAAGAUGAUUCAGAUGGUAUGGAUGUUGCUGAAAUGGGGUCAGAAGAGUCGUCUGACUAUGAUAGUGAAGAUGAUGAGGAUGAGGAUGAGAUGGAUGAGGAUCAGCUGGAUCAGUUUGAGGACUUUCUUGAUCGUAAUCUCGAAAUGUAUCGCCAGUCUUCUGUCCCAAACAGCGGAGUUGUAAUUGAGGAGAUAGAAGAUGAAGAGAAGCCUGCUGAAGAUAAAAAGACUAAACGAUCCAAGAAAAAGAGUCAAGCUAGCAAAGAUGAGAGCGCAAGUAAGCAAAUCGUUGUCAAAGAGAGUCCCCCUGUUCCAGUUGUGGAGAGCGAAGAUGAAGAUGGUUUUCUUAUUGUCAAAGAGAACACACCUGAACCAGAGAAGAAGUCAAAUGUUGACGAACAAGGUAGCAACAAAAAACGGAAGGCCAAGGCUUCUGAGCAAGAUGGUGGACAAGAAAGUGCAAACAAGAAUAAAAAGAAGAAAAGUCAGAAUGAGAAGAAGGAAACCACCCAAACUACUUCAAACCAGAAAGCUCAAACUGCAACUGUAAACAGUGCCAAGAAUGAAAGCUCUAACUCUAAGACCCCAGAUAAAUCUACUGAGAAGAAAAAUAAGCAGAAGAACUCAAAUGAGAAAGCUACAGUGGAGAACUCCAAGGCUGCUCAAGAAAAGACAUACCCAGGUGGGCUCCUUGUUGAAGAGUUAAAAUUGGGCAAACCCAACGGCAAGAAAGCUACUCCUGGAAAACAGGUUAGCGUCCGCUACAUUGGAAAGCUUCAGAAGAAUGGGAAGAUCUUCGAUUCCAACAUUGGAAAGGCACCUUUUAAGUUCCGUCUAGGUCGUGGAGAAGUCAUUAAGGGAUGGGAUGUUGGCGUUGAUGGCAUGCGUGUGGGUGACAAAAGAAAGCUUAUAAUUCCCCCAGGAAUGGGGUACGGUUCUCGCGGUGCUGGUGGCCAGAUUCCUCCUAACGCUUGGCUGACGUUUGACGUCGAGCUGAUUGAUGUUAAGUAA